Talaromyces amestolkiae is the source of this 330-nucleotide messenger RNA. RefSeq lists its product as uncharacterized. Bases 1 to 330 code for a protein of 109 amino acids. The transcript has 2 exons. The record is from RefSeq and is a predicted model, not a curated record. NCBI's taxonomy places the organism in Eukaryota, Fungi, Ascomycota, Eurotiomycetes, Eurotiales, Trichocomaceae.
AUGGGCGGUAAUCAAGCCAUGCGCGAUACAGUGGACAUGCUCCCAGCCAUUCUAAAUCUUGCAAAGAAAUCCAUGAAAAAUACAAUCACCGAACAAGACUAUACAAAGGAGGUAAAAGAGUACGAGAUAAAGAUGUCGCCGUGCGCCUUUGGGUGGGUGAAAGCCAGCGGCGGUUCCGGAGAAUUGGUUGCGCCGAACCUGGAUGGGUAUAAAGGAUGGCUGACUGUUUUUGUCAUUUCGCGCGCACUAUAUCUGGCAUGGCUAUACGGAGCUGUUCUCAGUUUCUUUGGUUUCGGACCAAAGGAUGAUGCCCUCGAGCUGCGCGACUGA